Molecule: messenger RNA, 630 nt
Organism: Gymnodraco acuticeps
Lineage: Eukaryota; Metazoa; Chordata; Actinopteri; Perciformes; Bathydraconidae
Product: guanylyl cyclase-activating protein 2-like
Exons: 4
Coding region: 58-630 (190 amino acids)
Biological process (GO): visual perception
Cellular component (GO): photoreceptor inner segment; cone photoreceptor outer segment
Molecular function (GO): calcium sensitive guanylate cyclase activator activity; calcium ion binding
Source: RefSeq, a predicted model, not a curated record
CUUGUCUUUAGGAUUUCCUUUAUUUUAACUUCAUUUUGCUGCUUUUUCACUUAAAAUAUGGGUCAAAGACCGAGUAACUUAGAUAAGGAGGUGACUCUCCAAAACAUGCAGGGACUCUACCUCAAAUUUGCCACCGAUUGUCCGAGUGGACACCUGCACCUGCACGAAUUCAAGAAAAUAUUCGGAAUAAAUAGCAAAUCCACGAAAGAAGAAUCCGCAUUCAUGGACAAUGUCUUCAGAUCCUUCGACACCAACCAUGACGGUCAUUUGGACUUCAUGGAGUACGUGGCAGCUAUUCAUCUUGUCCUUCGUGGGAAACUAGAAGACAAAUUGAGGUGGUCGUUUAAAGUUUAUGACAGAAAUGGAAACGGCUGCCUGGACAGACAGGAAGUGAGACACAUUGUCACAAUUAUCACCAAGAUAAAGACGUGCGACGAUCCGGACGUCCCCGUGGACGUUGAUGGAAUUUGUGACAGAAUAUUUGACUCGGUGGACAAGAAUAAAGACAGUCAGAUUACUCUGGAGGAGUUCAUGGAGGGGGCUGAGAAGGACCCUUGGGUGUUGCAACAGCUCAAACUGGACAUUGGGCCCUGUGAUUGGUUCAUUGAUCAGAAUGAGAAGAAACCCUGA